Parasteatoda tepidariorum (common house spider) is the source of this 1026-nucleotide messenger RNA. Its product is annotated as thiol S-methyltransferase TMT1A. The record is from RefSeq and is a predicted model, not a curated record. NCBI's taxonomy places the organism in Eukaryota, Metazoa, Arthropoda, Arachnida, Araneae, Theridiidae. Gene Ontology annotation, molecular function: S-adenosylmethionine-dependent methyltransferase activity.
UUUAAAGCUGAACUUGUAGAGAGAGAGGGACAGUAAAAUGAUAGGGAAGCAGUGUUCGUUUGUUUCUUUAUAAGUGAAAUUUUCAAAUAUAAAAUUUUUCAUGGAUGGGAUAAAAAAAAUGCAACUUAUGGCCCAGAUUAAGUCUUUGCAAAAUGGAAAUAUUCAUUUAUUUGAUUCUAACAGCUAUUUGGUGGGUGAUAUCACUUUCUGUCUUAUUGCCGUUUCUAGUUUUAUUGCUGAUAAGCGAAACAGUCAAAGAUAAGUGGCUAACUUUUAUCUUCUUAAAAGUAUGCGGACCACGAUUUGGACCAAAGUUUGUACCAAUGCGUAAGCAACUUUUCAAGCUUUUAGAAGAACAUCUGUCGAAGCGAAACAAAUCUGUCCCGUUAAAAAUGUUGGAAAUUGGAGUAGGGGGUGGUGCAAAUUUGCAAUUUUAUCCUGAAAAUUCUUCUCUGACAGCCUUAGAUAAGACUCCUCCUACACUGUUCGAUAAAAAUAGAAAAAAAUUUCCUCAUGUGAACUUGGAUGGAAUCGUUGUGAACUACGCGGAAGAUAUGAAGGAAGUCCCGAGUGGUGUUUUUGAUGUUGUUGUUUCUAUGCAUGUUCUAUGUUCUGUAACAAGUGUUGAUUCUGUUAUGAAAGAAGUAAAAAGAGUUCUCAAACCUGGAGGCAAGUUUCUUUUUAUGGAACAUGUUGCUUUUCCAAAAACUCAAGCAAGCUACUACAUUAUCCAACUGUUUGCAACACCAUUGUGGGCAAUUUACUUUGAUGGAUGCUUCUUGAACAGAAACAUUACUGAUUCAAUAAAAAAAGCUGGAUUUAGAGAUGUGCAUUGCGAACACACCUAUAUACCAUUCUUACCAAUAUUUUUUCGGCCACAUAUUUCUGGAAUCGCCACACUGUGAUAGCACAUUACUUUAUUUAGCAUAUCACAAAAUUUAUUCUAAAAAUGAGGUAACUCAUAUGUUAUGUGUAAAUAUAGUGACGUCACGAAUAUAAUGAGAUAAACAGGACUUUAUAAUGCGA